UUUUUCUGCUUGAUAAAGACUGGAGUGUCACUCGAAACGUUGCAUCGUGUUGCUGUUCUGCUGUGCAAAUAACGGCAAAUUAUUAAAGGCGAUUUUAAAUAAAUUGUCUGUCAAUGGAUAUUCAUUUGCAUAUUAUGGGGGAGCUGCUGUGAUCAGGCUCCAAGUCUUGCACCCAAAGGAGAAGGGGAUCAAUGAAGUAAGUGCGGAUCUAACAGGAAUAAUCCCUUGUUACAACAUUCUGGGAUUUGGGCUUCUUGCAGCAUCAGUGUUUAAUAAAUAAUCUCUAAAAAUGUAAAUUUUCUAGUAAAAACAUUUUUUUUCCUGUUGUAAAGAACGUGCUCCUAAUGCAUUUUCUUAUUUUUAUCAAUGUUUUUUUGUUUUCCAAGUUAAAGUAACAGGAUUUUAAGAAAAGAUCAAAACUGAACAAGAGAAUUUUGUGCUACAAAAGAAACGAGUGACUUUCACCUUCUGCAGGAUCUUCACAUGUCAAUGAGAUUCUACAACUUCUUCUGUGACAAACAAUCAUCAUCAAGUUCCGAAUUCUAUUUCUGAUCCAUUUGGAAGAUGUUCCAGGUAUCAGUGAAUUCAUCUGGAUAUGUGGCCAGUAAAUCUUGUCUGGGUGGCCAUUGCCCAUUGUCUCUUGUUUGCCUCCAGCAGUGCUCAUCCCACAUAUAGAGGCAGAUACAAAGCCUCCGUAUUUACUGACCUUACCCCUCCUGAAAUGACCUCUGUCCAGAGCUUCUUGAUGGACCAGGAUAUUCUUAAUUUAGGAUCCACUGAGCAUACACUGAAACAAAACACAAUUUUCAUGAUGGAGCUCAACAUGCCCAAAAAACUGCAAGUGCUCAGCUUUCUGGACCAAAAUGGUCCCAAACCUCUGAGAGAGGCCAAAGUGGUCAUCUAUUUUGCAGACCAGCCUCAUCCCAAUGUCACAGAAUACAUUGUGGGCCCACUUCCCCACCCCAAUUAUUACAGACCUAAUGUCUAUAGGGGGAACAAGACAAUCAAGUUUGAGUCCCGGCCAGUCACCACCACAGAGUAUUAUUUUAUUCACCUGAAGAUGUUGGAGGUUAUGAAGGAAAUGAAUCACAUUCUACUGGAGACAUCUGGAUUUUCCUACUACAACUGCACCAACCGAUGCCUUUCUUUUAUCGACAUUGCACCCCGAGGCCUGAAAUCUGGGGAGCGUAGGUCAUGGCUAAUGAUAAACAAGUACGUGGAAGGGUAUUUUCUCCAUCCUAUAGGCAUUGAGAUCCUGCUCAAUCAUCGCUCCCUGGACCCCAAGGAUUGGGCAGUAGAAAAGAUUUGGUACAAUGGACAAUAUUUUGACCGUGUUGAGGAACUGGUUAGGAAAUAUGCAAGUAACCAAUUGUCCAAGCUCCGCCUGCCGGUGCAUAUGGACAGUGAUCCCUACUCCACAUUUAUACCCCGUGGGGAGUACAUGACCAAAUCAAAUGUACAUGGCCCAAAAGUGUGUGAGCCUCAGGGCAAACGCUACCGGGUCAUGGGUAACUAUGUGGAGUAUGCUGGUUGGAGCUUUGCUUUCCGUUCAAGUACAUCGGCUGGGAUGCAGCUCUAUGACAUACAGUAUAACAACGAACGCAUCGCCUAUGAGGUGAGCAUCCAAGAGGCUAUUGCUUUUUAUAGUGGGGUCACCCCCGCUGCAAUGCAGACCAAAUCUAUUGACUCUGGAUGGGGCAUGGGCUCAGAUGACUAUGAGUUGGCCAAAGGCAUUGACUGCCCUGAGGUUGCCACUUACCAGGAUGUCCAUCACUUCUAUGACACAAACAAACCAGUACGUUAUAAGAAUGCCGUUUGCAUCUUUGAGCUCCCCACUGGAGUGCCCUUACGCCGUCACUUCGACAGUAACUACAGGGGGGCCCAUAACUUCUAUGGUGGCCUGGAGAACCAUGUCCUGGUGCUGAGAACCUCCUCUACAGUCGAUAACUAUGAUUACAUAUGGGACUUCAUCUUCUACCAGAAUGGUGUGAUAGAGGUUAAGGUUCACCCUACAGGCUACAUCCAGACAACUUUCUUCACACCAAAUGGGGCUGUCUAUGGCAGCAAAGUCAAUAAUAAUGUCCUGGGGAACCUACACACUCAUUUAAUUCAUUAUAAGGUGGACCUUGACAUUGCAGGGACAGAGAACAGCUUUGAGACUGUGGGACUCAAGGCUGAGAACAUCUCCAACCCCUGGAGCCCCGGGGACUUUAUAUUCCAGCACCGCUUGGAGCAUCACCUGAAGUCCACUGAGAGACACGCAGCCUUCAGAUUUGGCUCUCCCCUCCCCAAGUACUUAACCUUCAUGAAUCCCAAUAAGAUGAACAAAUGGGGGCACCCAAAAAGCUACAGAAUCCAGUACAACUCCAAUGGUGACCAAAUACUUCCCAGACGAUGGAAAGAAGAGAAGGGAAUAUCUUGGUCCAGGUACAGCCUGGCAGUCACGCGCCACAGUAAUGCUGAACCCACAAGCAGCAGCAUCUACGCCCAGAAUGAACCCUGGGACCCAUUGGUUUAUUUUGAGAAUUUUAUUCACAACAACGAAGACAUUGUCAACAAGGACCUGGUUGCCUGGGUGACGGUGGGUUUCCUACACAUCCCUCAUGCAGAAGACAUCCCCAACACAACAACCCCAGGAAAUGCUGUUGGGUUCCUACUGCGCCCCUUUAACUUCUUUGAUGAGGAUCCAUCGGUGGCUUCCAAGAGUCCAGUCAUUGUAAGACCAGCAGACGGUUCCUUCUCCAGAGUCAACAUCCAGCGAUGGACCCCAGAGGUUGUUGGCCACUGUGUUUCUGAUGAGCCAUUCAGCUAUAAUGGGACCUCUGGGUUCUUAGGAACCCUAUGAUAAGGGGGCGGAGUCUUGUAUCUAUGCUGUGAUUGGCUACAGAGAGAUAAAUGACAGAAACAAAGGAAACUGGAUAAAUAUUAUGGAAUGAAAUGAACAAAAUGAGUAAAGUUUUUUGUGCUGUU
Messenger RNA from Xenopus laevis (African clawed frog), 2970 nucleotides. RefSeq names its product amiloride-sensitive amine oxidase [copper-containing]-like (gene aoc1.L). The record is from RefSeq and is a predicted model, not a curated record. NCBI's taxonomy places the organism in Eukaryota, Metazoa, Chordata, Amphibia, Anura, Pipidae. The coding region runs from base 596 to 2845 and encodes 749 amino acids. The transcript has 6 exons.